This is a messenger RNA of Phymastichus coffea, 1278 nucleotides long. RefSeq lists its product as uncharacterized. Lineage: Eukaryota; Metazoa; Arthropoda; Insecta; Hymenoptera; Eulophidae. The record is from RefSeq and is a predicted model, not a curated record. The transcript has 7 exons. Bases 71 to 1093 code for a protein of 340 amino acids.
GAACUUACUGUGAAAAAUAUUUCAGAAAUGCAAAAACUUUUGUCAGAUUUUUUCCUAGGAACUAGGCCCUAUGCUUAAGCAUAUAUCGCCAAAUCCAUUUAAACUCAGGCAGGUUUCAGUGAAACAGCUGAGCAUUCUUCUAUUGAUGAUAGCGAUGUAUUCUAAAAGUUGUAGCACUAGUAAUUACCGUAACUCUAACUUAUUCAAGAAUAAGAUUAUGAAAAGUCAUGAUGAAUUUGACGUAAAAACCGUGUUACAGCAGUUUAAUACAUUUAAUAUAUCGCAUAUGAUUGAAGGUGAAAAUAAUACAGGAAUUAUUAGAAACUAUAAAAAUGAGUAUAGCACUGAGCAAUUUCGAUUAAAUGAUAAGAGAAAAUUAAACGAUCAUCACAAGCAACGUUGGGUUGAACUUAAGAAUUUGAAAAUUCAUAAUAAGUACACUGGUCAACAUACUAGAGAUGAAACAUUUCAAAUAUAUUCACUCGAAAGAUCAAAGAGAGAUAUAUAUAAUAAUUACAAGAUUAAUCAACAUAGUAGCUACGGAUCAGGAAAUCCAGGAUUUGGUGAUUUUAUUUCUAGCCUUACGGGACAAAUAGCCGGCAGUUUUGUAGAUCUCUCUUCUAGUGCUUUUAAAAAAUCAUCCAAUUCAAUGAAUCAUCAUCAACCUGUAAUAUUGUACAAUCCAUCAAUUCAGAAUGAAUUGUAUCGGAAGGAGUUUUCCUUCUGGGAUUUUAAACGAGCAGUGAUAAGUACGCUAAUUCAAGUAAUAAAAGCAAUCGGUGGCAGCAUUACAGCAUUAAAAGGUCAAUUAAUUAAAGGAAGUGGAUUUGUUGUAUCAUCAACAGGUCGUAUAAUCAGUAGUACUGGAAAUGUAAUAACUGAUUUAGGUACAAAAUUGGCAAGAAGUGCUAUUGUACAACCACCAUUAUCAAUAGAUUCCAUUUAUCAACAUUUUCCUCAUACCUAUCAGUUAUCUAACAUUCUUACUCAAACAGAUAACAUCUAUUCUGGACCUCCACCAAGUUCAGGAUCUUAUUACUCUACUUUUGGCUCUCCUACAGAUUUGGUAUAUUCGCAUGCUUAUCAUCAAUAGUGUGACCAGUUUCAAAGAUUUAACUGAAUUAAGGAAAAUGACGAAGUGUGUUAUAAAGUACGAAAUAAUAUCAAGAUUAAAAUAGAACACAAAACACUUACAUCAAUAGCUCGAUGAUAUCAUGCUGAACUUUUGUGAAAAUUAAACUGUUUCAACAUAUUAUGAAGACAUAUUGUGUUAUGUUA